Molecule: messenger RNA, 768 nt
Organism: Meloidogyne enterolobii
Lineage: Eukaryota; Metazoa; Nematoda; Chromadorea; Rhabditida; Meloidogynidae
Source: the annotation of a GenBank genome assembly
AUGGGUACCCUUGUUUUCAUUGGUUUUUCCUUAUUUCUUCAAAAUUAUUGUGUGUUUGCCGUUACAUGGCCAACCCCAAGACAAACAUUUACAUUGGAGGAACCAAAACCUGUGGAUAAAUAUCUUGAUUGUAAUUAUGACCGUUAUGUACCCAAUAUUAAAAAUGGAAAGUGGGGAAGUGGAGAAUUCCAAAAGCCAGUGUUUGAUCUAGCUAGUGGUGCUACAAUAAAAAGAUGUAUUUAUUCUGGUGUUGAUGGAAUUCAUUGUAAUGGACCUUGUGAAGUAGAAGAUUGUUGGAAUGAGGAUAUUGGAGACGAUUCCAUCUCUCUUUUUGGGACUGAUUCGAGUGCAAAUUAUUAUAUUAAUGGGGGAGGUGCAAAGAAUGGAAAUGGAAAAGCUAUACAAUUUGAUGGUGCUGGAACGUUACAUGUCAACAAUUUUUAUAUAGGUAAUAAUUAUUUGGGUAUACGUUCUUGUGGUAACUGCUUGCAGCAAUACAGUCGUACUAUGUAUAUAAAUAAGUUAACUGUAGAAAACCUCGCGGCUGGACAAUUUAUUGUUGGAGUAAAUAACAACACAAAAUUUAGUGAUAAAGCUUAUCUCAAAGAUAUUCAUAUUCUUGGAUCAUCAGCAGAUCAAGUUUACCCCUGUAAAGUUUUUGAUGGAAAUAAUUAUGGAGGAAAUCCUAAAGUUUUAACACCGGAAAAGACUAAAGGAGAUGGAAAAUAUUGUAUUUUUGCUGAAACUGACAUUCAUAUUAAUUCAUGA